AUGAUGAGGGUCAUGAGGAUGAUGAGGGUCAUGAGGAUGAUGAGGGUCUGUGAGGAUGAUGAGGGUCAUGAGGAUGAUGAGGGUCAUGAGGAUGAUGAGGAUGAUGAGGGUCAUGAGGAUGAUGAGGCUGACGUGGCGCGCUCGAUGGGGGCAAAGGUGGUCAUCGCGGUCGACGUCGGCAGCAGAGACGAGACCGACCUCACCAACUACGGAGACUCUCUGAACGGAUGGUGGCUGCUCUGGAAGAGGUUCAGUCCCCUGGGCGAGAGAGUCAAGCUGCAGACGUCGGCCUUCGCUGCUGACGUCGGCCUUAGCUGCAGACGUCAGCCUUCGCUGCAGACGUCAGCCUUCGCUGCAGACGUCAGCCUUAGCUGCAGACGUCAGCCUUCGCUGCUGACGUCGGCCUUAGCUGCAGACGUCGGCCUUAGCUGCAGACCCUUCGCUGCAGACGUCAGCCUUAGCUGCAGACGUCGGCCUUCGCUGCAGACGUCGGCCUUCGCUGCAGACGUCGGCCUUAGCUGCAGACGUCGGCCUUAG
Messenger RNA from Knipowitschia caucasica, 537 nucleotides. The record is from the annotation of a GenBank genome assembly. NCBI's taxonomy places the organism in Eukaryota, Metazoa, Chordata, Actinopteri, Gobiiformes, Gobiidae.